This is a messenger RNA of Chironomus riparius, 327 nucleotides long. The record is from the annotation of a GenBank genome assembly. NCBI's taxonomy places the organism in Eukaryota, Metazoa, Arthropoda, Insecta, Diptera, Chironomidae.
AUGGACUGUGUUGUUUGCAUGAGUUUUGUCGAGAAUGACAUUUACAGCACAUUCUGUGGUCAUUUGUUCUGUAAACAAUGUGUUGAUAAAAUGAUUCUGAAUUCUACAAAAUGCUGGACAUGCCAAACUGCAUUAAAUAAGGCACAAGUACACAAGGUUUUUUUGCCAUCAUCAGGAACAUUAUCUCGUCAUGCUGAAUUAUCUUUAAUUAAUGCACGUAUGAACAAACUUUUGAAAAACGACGAAGAAAUACUCAAACGAGUCAAGGCUUUAGAGGAAGCUAAGAAGCCCGAGAAAGGAAAUGUAAUUUUGAUACUUGAUGACUGA